Messenger RNA from Mytilinidion resinicola, 1331 nucleotides. RefSeq lists its product as uncharacterized. The transcript has 2 exons. The coding region runs from base 1 to 1311 and encodes 436 amino acids. The record is from RefSeq and is a predicted model, not a curated record. NCBI's taxonomy places the organism in Eukaryota, Fungi, Ascomycota, Dothideomycetes, Mytilinidiales, Mytilinidiaceae.
AUGGCCGUUGACACACAUAUCAUGGGGAGCAUCCACAUCGGCAAUCCCGACCAAUUUCGAGGCUAUGCAGGUAUUCACGAUGGCCUGGAGCUGCAGCAGCACCUCCUCUCUCUUCCCCGAGAAGACCUGGAUCAAUUAGCGAAUCUUCUUCGUGCGAUCGCCAAGUGCAAAUCCUCAUCCGACACCAUUGCCGGCCCAUCCAGCCCAGCCCAAGAAGUAGCCUCCGCACUUUCUCCCAGCCAGCAAGACAGUGAAUCCGUGACCGUUGACCGUUACUCCACUCCACUCACUCUUAAUCCACUCUCUAGCAAGAGCUCGGUGCGUGAGAAGAAGAAUUCCAGCCGCAGCCCCGUUCCCAUCGCAGAGUCGCCACUACGUGACACCACAUCCCACUCAGUUGUAGCAAAACAGUCUAAGCCUGUCUGGAAGGGUUCAGUUCAGCUUUCACCUACUCAAGAAGAUGAUGGGACAUUCGCCGCCUGUGCUGAGGGUAUUUCACCAUACGCGACAGGCAACACAGACUCAUCCACCCUCGUGGGGGGGAUCAAAAACCCAAUCACCGACUCCAAUGAGCUCUUGAAUACCAACAAAAGCAAGUACCACCACACCCCUGGCCUCUCCCUCGAGACCCAGACAAUCCCCGCCCAGGGCCAGAAGCAGGAAAAGUUCGUAGGGCUUAUAGAAGCGCUCAGUAAAUUCAAGCGCUCGAUCCCCGGUACAUCGGUCAGCUCAAGCAAAUUGACCUCCAUGGCGCGGUCCAUCUUCCCAAACAGUGAACCAGGCCGUGGCUUCUUCUCGCCAAUCACACGUGGCCCCGAGACCUUCGUGGUCGAGGAGGAGGAUAGCAACGGAGGCUUCGUAUACAUAUCCGACUUCGAGUCUAGUCUUCUUCCUGAAACUCCUCCAGGUUGUGACUCCCUCGCCGCCCCCGCCGAGAGCACGUCGCCAGGCGCCAAGCAUUGCGAGAAAGACAAGUCCGCAGGACGACGGGGAGAGCUGAAGGUUGUUCAGGGCCCCAAGGGCGUCAAGCGCUCAACGCCGGGUGAAUACCGUGUAGACAAGGCCGCAGCUAGGCAAGUAGCGAAGCAGGCUCAGUACGUUGCUCAAGCCGGGUUUUCGCGCCUCCAGGAUGCGGUCGAUACUUUUGUGCUCCCGCCUGGAGCCGACGAUUGGGAUUAUCGGGUCCGCAACCCGCUAUGUUCCUACGAAAAUCCUUCAAAACCCAUUACCCAACAAGAGAGGGCUCGCCACAUCGCUAACGGAUAUGGUCCGACCUACGCAGAGUUCCUCCGCAUGGACCCAGAGAAGUAGAUAUGUGGGUAUAGAUGGGC